AGCCGUUUGCUGAUUCUUCAAUAUAUAUCAUCAUACUCCUCAUCUGCGUCCAACAGGUUUGAAACCAUCAUGGGGAAGAAGUCCAGAAGGUUAAAGGACGCAAGAAAGUCUGGCAUCAGUGAGGAUUGCUGUGCUCUUUGCAGGCGCAGUGAUGACGACCCGGCCAUGUUUGGAGAGAAGGUCAAACUGGAGGAGGAGAACUUCUCCGUCCAUUACUUCUGUCUGCUGACGUCGAGUGGAGUUUACCAGCGAGGAGAAGAGAGCGAAGGCGUCUUUGGUUUCCUGGUGGAUGACAUCAAACAGGAGAUCCGAAGGGCCUCUCGCCUGACGUGUUUUGGUUGCAAGAAGAAGGGAGCAUGCGCCGGCUGCAACGUCAGGAGCUGCAGGAGGGUGGUCCACUUCCCCUGUGGGAGGAACCAGAUGUUCAUCACUCAGUUCACCGAGAUGUUCCCGUCUUACUGUCAGGACCACAGUCCCACUCAGACCCUCAGCGUGGACUCAGACUUCAGCCUGCCUCAGUCCUGCUCCAUCUGCUUGGACUCCAUCGAUCCCAUCCUGUCCUACUCUGUCCUCAAGUGUCCGUCCUGCCAUACCAGCUGGUUCCACAGAGACUGUGUGCAGCGUCAGGCCCACAGUGCAGGACUCUUCUUCUUCAGAUGUACUCUCUGCAACAACAAGGAGAACUUCCAGGAGGAGAUGGUCAGGAUGGGAAUAUACAUCCCAGAACGAGAUGCAUCAUGGGAAUUGGAGGCAAAUGCAUAUUCAGAGCUGCUGGAGGUGUAUAACCGCUGCGACUCUGUCCCCUGCCUCUGCAGCAGUGGACGCACACACUCUGCUAAGAAAGGGUGGUUUGAGUUGAUCCGGUGCUGCCUGUGUGGAUCCAAAGGAACUCACCGAAAAUGUUCAGGGCUGAAGGUGGACACCAUUGACUGGGCCUGCAGCGACUGCAUCAAUGCCACGGAUGGGAAAGCAUCUCUGGUAGCCUCGCCUCAGGGCGGCCAGAAGAGAAGCCUGCUUUCCAAGCGCCACCUGUCUCCCAUGCCAUCUCCGAUUGGCUAUAAAAGACCGUGUACACCGGUAAGACCUAAAUCUCCUGAGGAGUUGCUCCGGUCUCUGCUUCCUCACCGAUACCCUGUCAGCACCCAGGUGGAGGUGCACGGAGACCAGGCGCUGUUGGCGGGUCUGGAGCUGGUCCGAAGGGCCGACUUUGACCCAUUGCAUUCGCUGUCCGUCUGCUUCAGAGACCUGCAGUCCACCGCCCCCCUCAGCACUGCCUGCGACGGAGAAGCAGACAGGAAACACUUCCUGAAGCUGCUGAUGGAGCAGAUCCAGAACUCAGUUGUGUUUGAGGGUCCGAGCAGUUCCAAGAAUCUGGCGCUGGACUCCCAGGCCCUGCGUGAAGAUCUGUACUUUGACAUCGGCUCCCUGCUGGCUCUCUGUCUGGUCCACGGCGGUUCGCCCAUUGGCUUCUUCUCCCACGCCCUCUAUCAGUGUCUGUUCAACUACCCAGCCAACCGCCCCCUAACUCUGAACCACAUGACCCCCAACACGCACUUCACCCAGCAGGUCCAUCAGAUCGCUGCCGCCCAGAGUUUAGAUGAGCUGAAGGAAGCCACGAGGAAGAGCUGGGAGUACCUGGAGCUGGCUGGCUGUAACAGACUGGUCACCAGACUGGAAGACAGGGAGGCUCUGGUGGAAGACCUGGUCAACUUCACCAUGAUCACCAGGAUGCAGCUGCCGCUGCAGAGGUUGCGGGAAGGUCUGCACACGUUGGGCGUUUUUGAUCAGGUUCAGCUCAUCCCGUCCGUCUUCUUCAGUGUUUUCUGUGAGGCUGCAGAGCCGCUCACUGCAGAAACGCUCAGCCAGCUCUUCACCGUCAGCUUCUCCGAGCAGGAGGACAAACUGAACCUGGAGACGCCUGUGGUCACCUUCUGGAGACACUUUCUGCUGGAGUGUGAGGUUGGAAGGAGCUCCGUCUCCCUUGAGGACGUCCUCCGCUUUGCCACCGGCGCCAACAAGCUACCAGCAGCCGGCCUCUUCCCGCCGCCCUCCAUUUCCUUACUCCACCGUCCACCCCCCUACCGGGUGGGGUUGAAGGAGCAGAGGGAGGGAGUAGAGCAGUGGUUGGAUGAAGGGCUCUUCCCUCAGAGCAAACCCAUGUCCAACAAGCUCCUGCUGCCUGUUACCUCCACCUACAAGGCUUUUAAAUGCUCCAUGGAGCAGGCCAUCAGCCAUCACAUCCACCUCUUCCCUUUGGACGCCUAGACGGCAAAGUGCCUUUCGUUUUUUUUACAUCCACCAUCGUUAUGGAGUUCUUUUGUUUUGUUUCUUGUACCGUCUUGUUUCCUGAAGUCAAAUGUUUUCUUCAGGGUGUCAGAAGGUUAAUGUAACCAGAUCAAGGCUUAGAUCAAAAAGAAAGUUUCCAUCUUUACAAUCUUUCUCCAAGUUCUUAGUUUGAAAACGUUUCAGAGCAGGAAGGUUUUCUGGCCUCCCUCUGCUGUCGAUUCCUUCUGGCUUCAGUUUAGGCUGCAGAGAAUCAGGAAAACAUGACGACUCUUUCCACUGUGAUUGACAAACGGUGAUGAGGCUGUUUCCAUUUAUUCCGCAGCUGUAGCUUCAGGUGAAACUUCUCUGAACCCGGCAAUGCUAAUUCUUAGCAGUUCUUGGGUUCUGGACCAGCUGGUGACUCCAACUGGAAGAUCUUGUUCUCUACCGCUGACACUCAUCUGAAAAAGAGCUUUGAUUAAUUUUUUGUUAAAACUAGACCACGUUUAAAAAUUGAAAUGUGACAUGAGGAUCCUGGACUGGUUUUAUUCAAGGCCAUUCCCUUUUAGUUAAACCAGACGUGUUCCUAAUCAGUGGGAAAUGUCUGAAUGGUUUUAAUGGCAUUGUUGUUUCUGGAUGAGCAAAACUGAGAACUGGACCAAAACCAGCUAACUGUAAAUGUCUGGAUCUUUGCAGCUUAACCUCUGAGUCCUUUCUUGGUUUUUUUGUCGCUUCUGUCUGUACCUGUUGUUAUUUGUACAGUGCUGACUUUAUAUCUUUGCUCUGACUUUAGCAUUUAGUUCCUUCCUGUUUAUGUUUGUUUUUCUGUUGUUUUUUUUUUUAAAGUUUGAUUCUUGCCGUCA
Molecule: messenger RNA, 3128 nt
Organism: Cyprinodon tularosa
Lineage: Eukaryota; Metazoa; Chordata; Actinopteri; Cyprinodontiformes; Cyprinodontidae
Gene: g2e3
Product: G2/M-phase specific E3 ubiquitin protein ligase
Exons: 16
Coding region: 70-2265 (731 amino acids)
Cellular component (GO): nucleus
Molecular function (GO): ubiquitin-protein transferase activity
Source: RefSeq, a predicted model, not a curated record